Nilaparvata lugens (brown planthopper) is the source of this 1452-nucleotide messenger RNA. RefSeq names its product pyridoxal phosphate homeostasis protein. The transcript is spliced from 6 exons. Bases 305 to 1111 code for a protein of 268 amino acids. NCBI's taxonomy places the organism in Eukaryota, Metazoa, Arthropoda, Insecta, Hemiptera, Delphacidae. Gene Ontology annotation, molecular function: pyridoxal phosphate binding. The record is from RefSeq and is a predicted model, not a curated record. Gene Ontology annotation, cellular component: intracellular anatomical structure.
GCUGCAACUCGACACUUCACUUGUGUGUUGUAGAAUGUAGAUUGUAGUCUGCACUUUUUGUGUGUGUUUGGCUAAACUAAAUUAGUAAUUUUUAUAAAACAAAUUAAUAAUUUGUUAAUUUCCUAUCCCAGUCCAUAAUUCAAUUGAGAAUUCCAUAUCAAUUUGUAUAAUUAUGUUUUUAAAGCAGACAAAUAUAUUGAAUUUUUCCCUUUAAUGUUGGAAGACCAAUAAAUUUUAGGUUAAAAACAUAACAUGCCUUAUCUAUGUUAUCAGUAUCUUUGAUAUUCAAUAAUAUUUCAGUUUUAUGUUUUUGGUAAGUGAACGCGUUUCAUUAUUUUUUCUAAAUUUUAAAAGAAAAUUCGUUGAAAUGACUACAGAAAGUGUUGUCAGCAGCUUGAAAUGCAUUUUGGAACGGAUUGCUACAGCAUCUUCUAAAAGACCUCUUGAUAUUCAAAAUGUAGUUCCCAGAUUGGUUGCUGUCAGUAAAACGAAACCCAAAGAAUUGGUAAUUGCUGCAUAUAACAGCGGCCAGAGGCACUUUGGAGAAAACUACAUUCAAGAGUUAGUUGAGAAAAGUAAUGAUGAUCAGAUUCUGGAGGAAUGUAAGGAAAUACAAUGGCAUUUCAUCGGUCAUCUUCAAAGUAAAAAAGUUAGUAAACUAGCGGCAGUGAAGAACCUGUUUGUGAUUGAAACAAUCGAUUCUGAGAAGUUGGCCACGUCAAUCAAUAAUGCCUGGGCUAAAAAGCAAGACAACGAAUCCCUCAAUUGCAUGAUACAAGUCAAUACAAGUGGAGAAGAAGGAAAAAGUGGAGUAAGACCCGAUGAAGUGACAGGCCUAGCCUCGCAUAUCAUCAAAAAUUGUUCCAAUCUGAAACUGAUUGGUUUGAUGACUAUUGGAGAGUUUGGAUAUGAUUACUCCAAGGGACCCAAUCCUGACUUUGUGUCUUUGGUUGAAUGCCGAGAAAAGCUUUGCACAUCUCUAGAAAUGUCUAGAGACAGCCUCGAACUAUCAAUGGGAAUGUCGGAUGAUUUUGAAUAUGCAAUUGAAAUGGGUAGUACAAAUGUUCGAGUUGGUAGCUCAAUAUUUGGCCUCAGGCAGAAAAAGGAAUAAUUUUUUAUGCAUGACAGUUUGUCUUCAUGGAGAAAUUCGUAAAUUACCAUAAUCGCUAGCAUGAACACCGAGUUUACAAAACAGUAUGUAAACAUGAAGCAAAGUGGUUAACAUUUAAAUACUUGUUUCAAGUUACAGUAUAGGUAACGUACGAGUAUAGGUAAUGUCUUUAUUUGAAAAAGGUCCCACAAAAAUAGUGAGGAAUAUUUUAUAAAAUGAAUUGGGCUCCAUUUUAUGACUCAUCGAGCUGUGAAUUGUUUUAUAUGUGAAGAAAUAGUACAUUAGUAUCCUCUUGACUAGAGAUUUGUUUUUCAUAAUUAAAAUUGUUAUAGAAGCAUUUG